This is a messenger RNA of Temnothorax curvispinosus, 938 nucleotides long. RefSeq names its product exocyst complex component 4 (gene Sec8). NCBI's taxonomy places the organism in Eukaryota, Metazoa, Arthropoda, Insecta, Hymenoptera, Formicidae. Gene Ontology annotation, cellular component: growth cone membrane; exocyst; synapse. The record is from RefSeq and is a predicted model, not a curated record. The transcript has 5 exons. Gene Ontology annotation, biological process: exocytosis; Golgi to plasma membrane transport; chemical synaptic transmission. Bases 287 to 769 code for a protein of 160 amino acids.
GGGCGGCGUGAGGGGAGAAUUUCAGUUUAGAAGAAAACAGCUGACUUGGAGUGGAGACAAACUUAGGAUAGAGAAACUGUGUUUCGUAUAUAGUGAAUUAUAUAAUAUAUAAUUGAAUUAUGAAUUAUAUGAAUUAUAUAUUAUAUACUAUACAGUUCACUGCUCGUAUACAAUAACUUAACCUGACACGACGUGUUAAGUUGUAAUGCAAAAUCGUCUCAUCUUUAUAUUCGAAACACAUUAGAAAAUCUUGCAAUUUAAGGGGACCGCUACUUACAAUUGUAAGAUGAAUAUGACGCCUCCUGUCAAACCACCGCGAGGGAUUAAGCCGACGAAAGAAACGAGCGGUUUGCUGAUCUCGGUGAUACGCGCUUUAUCAGCAAGCGAAACGAACGAGCAACGCGAGAUUGAGAAAGCCAAGUUGGAAAAGGAGUACAAACGAAGCGAUCAACGACUGGAGGAAUUGGUUUCGUCGCACGAUCAGGAUCUCAUGGAAGUUAUGCAAAUAUUCAGUGCGCUGUCUGAGAAAGUUACGUCGUCACGAGAGAAGAUUCAUGCGGUGAAGGAGAAUCUGAAUGCCUGCAAACAAUUGCUGAGAUGUAAGCGAGAGGAGUUACUGAAUUUGUGGCUGGAAGGAAUAGAACACAAACAAGUUUUACAUCUUCUAAAAGAUGUAUCGUCAGAUUCCUGUGGACGUAUGAUAUCCUUAACAGAGCCUGAGUUAUUACCAUUAUCCAAUACGUCGCACGAUACUUCAACAGAUCAGUAGUCAAAAAUCUCUCAUCUCAUUUUGUAUAUAAAAAUAUCUACGGUAUUAUAUAAGAUAAUAAAUAGAAAUUAUAAAUUUGUAGUUUCAGAGUUUGUAACAUUAAAUAAAUUAGAAUUAUAAUCAAGUUAUGUGAUAGUCUCUAAGUUAAACUGUACAAUAAGUUUCUAUG